UCGUGUUAAGUUUUCUGUCGAAAUGACAACUUUAAUAUUAACUAUAAAUUUAUUGGUGUUUACAAUUCAGUGCUCUUCAUAUACCUUAGAUCCUGAGGCUUCUUGGAAAUUGUUCACAUAUGAUAUCGACGGGGUGCAGUAUUCAGAAGAUUCAGAUUACGAAUUAAAAGAUGGCGCGAUCACGUUUGAUGAGGAUCUGGAGGAUCAUGAAAAGUUUUUAAUUAGAAAAAACUUGGUACCGUACUCGGCGAUCGACACAACGCGUUAUAUAAUUUUUAGCAUACCGAGAACAAGACCAGGAAUACCUUUUAGUCUUAAUUAUUACACAUUGGAUUUCUUACAAGCAGGAAGUCCGCUCAUUAAUCCGUAUCCUAGCACAAAGGAGUCCAGAGAAAUAAUUUCCGUAUACGGUUUACAUCAGAGCGGUUGCAGAAGAUUAGUCUGGUUCGUCGAUACUGGUUUCAUUGAUAUACCUGGAGCCAAAAAGCAGGUGAAACCAGCCGAGAUUUUGGCUUAUGCGUCAUUCAACGGGGUGUUUCACAGGUAUAUAAUAGACUCGAAUGUUUUGCAAGAUGGAGUAACAUCAGGCCUUAAGUCCUUAAUUGUGGACUUCAUUUACCCAUGCGAUCUGGCAUAUGUGUACAUCAGCGAUGAAUAUGCAAACACAAUCAUAACGUUUUCUUUGGAAGACAAACGGUUUCAUAAAAUCAACCGUUCUGCUGAGGGUGAAGCGUGGAGUUUUCCUGUACCUUCUUCUAUAGUAAAUUUUGUACAGAACGUUAUAAGAUAUAGGAAUACACCGAAAGAGACUUUUGAACAUUACUAUGCGUUUUUGAAUUCGCAAAGCACUUCUAACGGUGAUUUGGUCCCUACCCAGAAAUCGGAGGUAACACCCUAUAACACCAAUGACGAAACUUAUCCCCAUGGAGUGCUUUUUGAUUGGAACUUCGAUUCUGACAUUCUGAUAUUCUCAAAUAAGAACAGAACGCAUCUGUACUGCUGGAAUAUGAACACCCAAGUUGAUGAGAAGAACGUUGAUCUCAUCGUGGAUGUGACCAGUAAACCUAAUGUCUAUAUUUCGUCCUUCGAAGUACUCGGUUUUCAUUUCAAAAUGCUAUUGAAUAAGGUACGGGGCCCAGAACCGAAUGUUUAUGACGAGAAAGAAAAUAAUUUUGUAUUGUAUGGUGGUAGUUUUAAACAACUUCUUGAAGGCACGAAAUGUGUUAUGGCAAAUAAUUGUACUCACUUCAUAAAAAAGCGACGAGCCUCUCAUCAAUUUUUAUACGCAUACAAGAAUAGUCCAAAAUAUGUUACCGACCAAAUUGCCGAUAGGAUCGAGGCAACCAAGGGGUUAAGGCCAAUUAACUAG
Messenger RNA from Bombyx mandarina (wild silkworm), 1369 nucleotides. RefSeq names its product protein yellow-like. NCBI's taxonomy places the organism in Eukaryota, Metazoa, Arthropoda, Insecta, Lepidoptera, Bombycidae. The record is from RefSeq and is a predicted model, not a curated record.